UAAGACACAAUUGUCUGUUCUCGUCACUGAGCAGGCAGUGCUGGUAGCUACCGUCUCACUCCCAACUGUUGAGUUAGAGCCAACGAUGUUGCGACUCAUCAUAUUUGCAGUCUGUGCAGUGGCUGGAAUUUCAGCUGGCUGUUCUCGUGGAUACACAGAGUUUGAAACCAAAACAUGCGUCCAAGUGGGCCGGAACAAUAACACUGAAGAAGUGGACCGAACACCUGCGCCCUGUCCCACAGGAUAUUUGCUGACCGCAAAUCCCAGAAUGUGUUUCCGAGUAAGUCCCCCUACUGAGAGGAAGGACUUCAAAAACGCCGCUACGUAUUGCGAGAGGAUGCGUAACGGCCGUCUUCUUGUUCUAAACGCUGAAGACAAGUAUGGCGUCGUAGCUGGACUUAUGGAGGUACUGGGGCCCACAGGACAAGCGCUUGGGUCUUUCGACGACGGUUUGUGGAUUGGUCUGAAGCGAGCCUCUCUGACACUGUUCAGAUGGAAAACGGGAUCCCCCUAUGUCCCCAACUGGGGCGUCGGGCAGCCGGAGAAAGUAAUUGGGACAGACUGUGGUCAGUUGUACCCCGGGGGCAUAAGGAACGAUCUGUGCAACCUCUACCGCCGAUACAUCUGUGAGAUCCCCGUUACCCAAUAACGGGUGCGGCACCGGGUGUCAGAUGUCAGUGAGAAGACCCCUCUCUUUAACAGAGAGAUACUCUGAUAACGUUGACGAAUAAUAAAGUCACUUGUGAAAAACC
Molecule: messenger RNA, 752 nt
Organism: Haliotis rubra (blacklip abalone)
Lineage: Eukaryota; Metazoa; Mollusca; Gastropoda; Lepetellida; Haliotidae
Exons: 5
Coding region: 86-649 (187 amino acids)
Source: RefSeq, a predicted model, not a curated record